CACACACGCAGACACACACACACACACACACACACACACUCAGUCACUCACACUAAUGUUUCUCAUUAUAAACUGGUCUAAGCUAGACUCAUCCCGCUUCUGCAUAACCAUAGUUUAAGACCCUAGGUGCUAUAAAAUGGAAGCAAAAUUCAGCAAGAAAGCGAAAAACGACAACAGGGUCAAGCAGAAGAAGCAACAGACUGAUAAACUGCAAACAAGAGGAGACAAAGAUGGCCCAGAAAAGAACCAGCGGAGGCAAACUCGUCAUUGCAGUGAUGUGCCUGGUAGCGAUGUGCAGAGCCGUGCCCAUCAACGACCUGCUAGACCGGGCCUCACAGCGCUCUGACAAAAUGCACUCUCUGAGCACGACGCUCACUCAGGAGAUGGACUCUCACUUCCCUCCAUAUGGCAGGAUGCAAAUGCCCCGUCCUGCCGAGUGCCACACCUCUUCUCUGCAGACGCCCAACGACAAAGAGCAAGCUCUGCAAGUACCGGAGUCAACCCUGAUGUCCCUGGCCCGCUCCCUGCUCCAAGCCUGGGCCGAUCCCCUGGUGAUCCUGUCCAACAGCGCCAUCACUCUGCCUCACCCAUCCAAAAGCACCAUAUCAAGCAAGAUCCAGGAGCUGCAGGAGCACUCUAACAGCCUGGCCGACGGCCUGAAGAUACUGUCCGACAAGAUGGGUAGCGAUGCUCAGGCCAUCUCCUUCCUGCCCUACACCGGAGGUACUGACCUGGGCCACGACCGGGUAACCAUCCUAAACAAGUUCAACUUCCUGCUGUCCUGCCUUCGUCGCGACUCGCACAAGAUCGACAGCUUCUUGAAAGUCCUCCGCUGUCGCGCGGGGAAGUUGCAGCCCGAGUUGUGCUGAGGCCAGCACGACUCUGUGGGGGAGGUCUGCUUAUGCUGCCUACCAGCUUGGGACUAGCAAAUGAUGUCCUCGGCAUCAUCCAAGUCUCUAAUUAGUAGGCAGCAUACGUUUUCAGAGGAGGGAGAUAGGGAGGAGUUAUAUGGAAGACAGAAGACUACUCAGCUACUCAAAAUGCUGACUGUCCUGAUUAGUUUCUCACGGUAAAUUGUAGGAAUCUAACAACAAAACAAUAAAAUGUAGGUUUGCUUAUAUUGACAACUGCAGUCAGCUGGGUCAUUGCUGCCUUUUUUCUAGAGAAUUAUUCCAGCUGGUCUGGCAUUACAAAUUGGCCAUCCUCCCAUAAUCUAACUCAGCAACUUCUGCAUCAUCCAUAACUGGCCUCCUCAUCUUUCCUUUCUCUGAAACAGUUCUCUCCUCAAAGUCAAGCUCCCCAACAGGAGAUUUGCUGAAUUAGGCAGGAAUCCAAGUAUUUUUUUUCCUUCUUCCUCAGUAAUAUUCUGCAGCAUUUGCACUUUAGAUUUAUUCCCACCUUCAAUGCAGUGCCUGUGACUGAAUUGUUUCCUCAGAAUCUGUUUAUCAAUAAACGUUAUUUCUUGCACACUGAA
Messenger RNA from Fundulus heteroclitus (mummichog), 1474 nucleotides. It is a transcript of the gene prl, whose product is annotated as prolactin. Gene Ontology annotation, cellular component: extracellular region. Gene Ontology annotation, biological process: positive regulation of receptor signaling pathway via JAK-STAT; response to nutrient levels; positive regulation of cell population proliferation. The record is from RefSeq and is a predicted model, not a curated record. The transcript has 5 exons. Gene Ontology annotation, molecular function: hormone activity. NCBI's taxonomy places the organism in Eukaryota, Metazoa, Chordata, Actinopteri, Cyprinodontiformes, Fundulidae. The coding region runs from base 231 to 869 and encodes 212 amino acids.